Trichomycterus rosablanca is the source of this 810-nucleotide messenger RNA. RefSeq lists its product as uncharacterized. Gene Ontology annotation, molecular function: catalytic activity. The record is from RefSeq and is a predicted model, not a curated record. The transcript has 2 exons. The coding region runs from base 1 to 810 and encodes 269 amino acids. NCBI's taxonomy places the organism in Eukaryota, Metazoa, Chordata, Actinopteri, Siluriformes, Trichomycteridae.
AUGGACUUGCUGCGACACAGACUGUGCCAUCGGGAGAUGCAAAGCUGCAGUGUCCUUGUUCUAACAGAGACGUGGCUUAAUAACAACAUGCCGGAUGUCUUUGAGCUCGCCGGACGGCUACUUUUCCGCUCGGACAAAGACCGGCAGCUCUCCGGUAAAACCAGAGGAGGAGGACUCUGCAUCUAUAUCAACAAAGCAGUGUUCAUAGCUGCGGUUUAUGUUCCCCCGCAAGCUACCGCCAAUGUAGCGCUGAAGGAGCUGCAAGACAGCAUCGGCUCGCUACAAAAUAAACAUCCAGAAGCGUUAUAUGUAGUGGCAGGGGACUUCAACCACGUGAAGAGCAGCGCCACGCCCCCACCUCGGCGCCUCGGAUCACAUCUCUCUCCUGCUCGCUCCUGCAUACUGCCCAGGAGCAAAAACCCUGACACAAAAACCAUCUGUGUGUGGCCUGAAGGUGCUGUGUCCAGGCUACAGGACUGCUUCGAGACCACAGACUGGCAGAUAUUCAGGGAAGCUGCGACAUCAGAGAGCAAUGUUGAUUUGGAGGAAUACACAACAUCUGUUAUGGACUACAUUAGGACGUGCAUGGAGAAUGUGACCACCUCAAAGACUAUAACCAUCAGGCAGAACCAGAAACCAUGGAUCAAUGGCGAGGUGCGUUCCCUGCUGAGAACCCGUGAUGCCGCAUUCAGAGACGGUGAUGAAGCCGCACUUAAAACUGCCAGAAGAAACCUGUCUGCUGGAAUAAAGAGAGCAAAAGCCACAUAUGCUCUUAAGAUUCAGGGUCAUUUCACAUCAAACGACCCAUAG